UAGGGUUGCUUGAAUCAGCUUUGUGGCGAUUGGGAGCUAGUUUUAUACAAUGUUUUGUUUUGUUUUGUUUGUUUGGUGUGGGAAACUAUCGAGGUAACAAGCGUUGUGAAUUUUAAACGCAAUUGUGAAAUAUUUUGCCACAAGUUAUACCAGUUAAUGACGAUUAACUUCCAGAUAGCCUUAAAAAUACUGUAUUUCAUGCCCCGGUUUGAAAGUCGUGUAUUGUCAACGGUUGGGUAUAUAAUUUGUGGUAAAUGUAAUAGCGAUACUGUAUGUAAGCAGUCAUGGUUCGAGGACGCAGAAACGUGAUAAGAAACAAAAAUGUCACAAUUGAUGGAAGUUCUGGAGAACCGAGGAAGAAAAGUACAAAACUUUCUCAAGAAUUCAAGGGAAGGCUCUCCCAUUCGGUGCCACGACUUCACGAUGUGGAGAUAACAAAGUAUUUCCAUCCCGACGAGCAUGAUGAGAAUUUGCCUUUAACUUUAAAAACGUCGCAGACUGAUUGUGAACUUUCAGGGCAUGAGAGUAAUACUGACUCAAAUGCCCUUGUCAAAACUGAAGAAAAAGAUGGCACUGAUUCUGAUGAAAAUAAUUCUCUUCUGACACCUCAAAAGGCACACUUUACAGAAAACAAAACACCACUGUCUCCAGCGAGUGCACUAUCUCUGCUGCAAAUUACUGCUACUCCAAAGAAAGCAACCAAAUCGAGGCGAAGGUUAAAUCCCAGCCAGAUAGCCAACCAGCAGGCACCGGCAGCAUUAGCCCCAGCUAGCAGCAGAGUCAGACCCACGUUCUGCCCACCAUCUGUCAAAGGGAAAAAAGUGACUGCACUGUUUCCUGAUUCUACUCAAAACCACAAACUUACUGAGUACUUUCCAGUGCGGCGCAGUGAACGAAAAACUAAGAAAAUUGUGCUGGAGGAAUGGCAGAAGACUAUAGAAGAAGCUAUACUUUCAGAGAAAGAAGAAGGGCUCGAGGUUCACAACUUUGAGGGAAAGGGGCGUGGUAUUGUUACGACAAGAGAUUUCCACAAGGGUGAGUUUGUAGUUGAAUAUGCUGGAGAACUCAUCAGUAUGACUGAAGCAAAAGUCCGGGAAGCACUCUAUGCACAGGAUCAGAAUACUGGCUGUUAUAUGUAUUACUUCAAGCACAAGAACACUCAGUACUGUGUGGAUGCCACAGCAGAGACAGGAAGAUUAGGGAGGCUCGUAAACCACAGUCGGAAUGGUAAUCUCGUGACAAAAACUGUGACUGUAGAAAACAAACCACGGCUUGUUCUUGUUGCUAAAGAAGACAUACCAGCAGGUGAGGAGGUGAUGUACGAUUAUGGUGACAGAAGCAAGGAAUCUAUAAGGCAUCAUCCUUGGUUGACUUCUUAGUGUUCCACGAAAUCUGAAAAGAAGAGCAUGUGUGAUGUCAUGUGCCUCAUGUAACAAUAAUGAAUACUUGAAAAAUAGAAUAAACGGUAGCUCUCAAAAGAGGGAAGAAUCUAAAAACAUUCCUUGCCUAUAUAAAAUAUGCAUGAAUUAUAACAUUUGACAGAUUCAGGAUGAAAGGGAUUUGGCAAGUUAUGCACAGACAUUU
Molecule: messenger RNA, 1584 nt
Organism: Schistocerca serialis cubense
Lineage: Eukaryota; Metazoa; Arthropoda; Insecta; Orthoptera; Acrididae
Gene: Set8
Product: histone-lysine N-methyltransferase PR-Set7
Exons: 6
Coding region: 285-1379 (364 amino acids)
Molecular function (GO): histone H4K20 methyltransferase activity; protein binding
Source: RefSeq, a predicted model, not a curated record